ACUUUUUUAAAAAAGGUCAGAGAAAAGAAUAAAUAUACUAAUGAAUAUAAAUAUCAAUAGUGAUGAAGUCUCUUCGGUUUCCUCCGAACUUACUGACGACUCCGAUGAAGGCGAAGAAUAUAUUGUUGAGAAGAUAUUGGAUCGAAGGCAUCACAGGGGUGAAGUUCAAUACUUAGUUAAAUGGCUGAAUUAUUCCGAUGAAGAUAAUACCUGGGAAUUGGCCUCAGAUCUGGACUGUCCUACUCUAGUAAAUUCUUUUGAAUCGAAAUUUAGUCUGAAAAGGGCGCUGAAUCUAAAUAAUUUAUAUGAAAAGAAGGCGAAGCGGAUGAAAAUUGAUCCAUGCCUCGUUAUGGAUAAUCCCUUUAAUCACGGUUUUACAGCUCAAGAAGUUCUGAAGGGCUUCAAAAAAAAUGGUGAAGUAUCGUUUUUGAUUAAGUUUUUGGAUCUCGACCAACCGCAAAUGGUGUUAAGUGGAAUUGCAUAUGAGGAAAUACCGCAAAUGGUUCUAAAAUUUUAUGAAAAGCAAUGCAACUUUCAAGAUUAUUUAAAUAAUUAUAUAUCAUGAUUUUAAGUGAAUAAAUCUUAAUAUGGGCUAAAGUUGAAA
This is a messenger RNA of Drosophila takahashii, 604 nucleotides long. RefSeq names its product Heterochromatin Protein 1e (gene HP1e). Gene Ontology annotation, molecular function: chromatin binding. Gene Ontology annotation, biological process: chromatin organization; negative regulation of transcription by RNA polymerase II. Gene Ontology annotation, cellular component: pericentric heterochromatin; nucleus. The record is from RefSeq and is a predicted model, not a curated record. Lineage: Eukaryota; Metazoa; Arthropoda; Insecta; Diptera; Drosophilidae.